UGCAAAUUUUGCCUUAAAGAGGACUUAGCUGAACAGCAGUUCUCACGAAAAACUCCCACUGUUGCUAGAGAUACAAGAGGUUCCUAAUCUGAUUCUCCACCCUGGAUAAGAACUUUUGUCUCUCAACGUCUCUUACAUUGCCUGCAGUCUGUGUGGUAUAAGUCGUCAACUUUAACCUAAACAAGACUACCAAACAUCCUGCUACUAUAGUAGUAUUUACAUAUUGCCCAUUGAUUUGCAAUGUUUAGACCACUUGGCUAGAUUCCCAAUCUUACGUCACAUUCUUCUACCGAAAAUAGUUCUAUGCCCAUCUUCUAAAACUUUAUUCUGAAUGAAUAUUCAUUGAUAUCAUUUCUGCUGGGUUAUGUCAUAAUUUCUGUUGUGACCAAGAUCCGCAUAACUCCCUAAUUCUGAGAUAACGGUGACAGUGAACUAUAUCUUAUUCCUGAAGAAGGCAACAACAACAACAACAACAACAACAAAGGAUUUACAUACAUAUCUCUGACCCAUGAAGCUAGACGGUGAUAAUCCAUUUGCUAUCAGAUACUGUUAGUUGUCCCUUGUUUAAGGAUUGCAUCACUCCUUAAAUUUUCUCAUCCCAGAUAGGAAACCCCCAGUUGCUGAGCAGGGAAUAUUGCAACACUCUCUGGAACAGUAGCACUUGCAAAUCCACUUUGAAAACGGCUCCUUUCUGGCAAACAGCUCCUUCCCAGAAAACAUCUGGGAACAAGAAUUGCCAGAUUCUUUUGUCCUUCCAACUACUUUUUUCUGGAGAUUGUGUUGGAGUGGAGGUUUCUGAUCCCUGGUUACGUUGUUUCCUUUUCUUCUGAUGGAGUCUGACAUGCUGCAGUCCCCCCUCCUAGGGCUUGGGGAGGAAGAUGAGUCGGACAUGACUGACUGGAAUCUGCCCUUGGCCUUCAUGAAGAAGAGGCACUGUGAGAAAAUUGAGGGCUCCAAGUCACUGGCUCAGAGUUGGCGGAUGAAAGACCGGAUGAAGACGGUUAGUGUUGCCUUAGUGUUGUGUCUAAAUGUCGGUGUAGACCCUCCUGAUGUGGUGAAGACAACUCCAUGUGCCCGUCUUGAGUGCUGGAUAGAUCCUCUGUCAAUGGGGCCACAGAAAGCUUUGGAAACUAUUGGUGCAAAUCUGCAGAAACAGUAUGAAAACUGGCAACCAAGGGCCCGAUACAAGCAGAGUCUUGAUCCUACAGUGGAUGAAGUUAAAAAGCUAUGCACCUCAUUGCGUCGAAAUGCCAAGGAAGAGAGAGUUCUCUUCCACUACAAUGGGCAUGGUGUCCCCAGACCAACAGUAAAUGGAGAAAUAUGGGUCUUCAACAAGAACUAUACUCAGUACAUCCCAUUAUCCAUAUAUGAUCUACAGACAUGGAUGGGCAGUCCCUCUAUCUUCGUGUAUGAUUGCUCAAACGCUGGCCUUAUUGUCAAAUCUUUCAAACAGUUUGCCCUGCAGAGGGAGCAGGAGCUGGAGGUGGCUGCAAUUAACCCUAACCAUCCACUGGCUCAGAUGCCCUUGCCUCCUUCAAUGAAAAAUUGCAUUCAACUGGCAGCAUGUGAAGCCAGUGAGUUGUUACCGAUGAUCCCUGACCUGCCAGCUGACCUGUUCACAUCCUGUCUUACUACACCAAUCAAGAUUGCACUGAGAUGGUUUUGCAUGCAGAAGAGUGUGAGACUGGUGCCGGGAGUCACGCUGGAUUUAAUAGAGAAAAUUCCUGGGAGGCUAAAUGACAAGACGCCUCUGGGAGAAUUGAAUUGGAUCUUUACAGCCAUCACAGAUACAAUUGCAUGGAACGUCCUACCCAGAGAUCUUUUCCAAAAGCUCUUCAGGCAGGAUCUACUGGUGGCAAGCCUCUUUCGAAACUUUUUAUUGGCAGAAAGGAUAAUGAGGUCUUACAAUUGCACACCUGUCAGCAGCCCUCGUCUACCUCCGACUUACAUGCAUGCCAUGUGGCAAGCUUGGGACCUCGCUGUGGAUAUCUGCCUUUCUCAGUUGCCCACCAUUAUAGAGGAAGGAACUGCAUUCAGGCACAGCCCGUUCUUUGCUGAGCAGCUAACAGCGUUCCAGGUAUGGCUAACGAUGGGAGUAGAAAACCGCAAUCCACCGGAACAGCUUCCCAUUGUGCUGCAGGUGUUGUUAAGUCAAGUGCAUCGGUUGCGAGCUCUUGAUUUACUGGGACGGUUUUUGGACUUAGGUCCUUGGGCUGUUAGCCUGGCUCUGUCUGUUGGCAUUUUCCCUUAUGUGCUAAAGCUUCUCCAGAGUUCUGCUCGAGAGCUCAGACCUCUUCUGGUCUUCAUCUGGGCCAAAAUCCUUGCAGUGGACAGUUCAUGCCAAGCCGACCUUGUGAAGGACAACGGUCACAAAUAUUUCCUUUCUGUUUUGGCAGAUCCCUACAUGCCGGCUGAACAUAGGACGAUGACAGCUUUUAUCCUGGCAGUGAUUGUCAACAACUACAAUACCGGGCAGGAAGCCUGUCUUCAAGGGAACUUGAUUGCCAUUUGCCUGGAGCAGCUCAAUGAUCCACAUCCUCUUCUGCGCCAGUGGGUGGCUAUUUGCUUGGGGCGAAUUUGGCAGAAUUUUGACUCUGCAAGGUGGUGCGGUGUGAGGGACAGUGCCCAUGAAAAGCUCUACAGCCUUCUCUCUGAUCCAAUCCCAGAGGUUCGCUGUGCUGCAGUCUUUGCCCUUGGCACCUUUGUAGGCAAUUCGGCUGAGCGGACAGAUCAUUCUACCACCAUUGAUCACAAUGUUGCCAUGAUGCUGGCUCAGCUCAUCAACGAUGGAAGUCCCAUGGUCCGAAAGGAGUUGGUGGUGGCAUUGAGUCACCUUGUGGUCCAGUAUGAAAGCAAUUUCUGCACUGUUGCAUUGCAGUUUAUGGAAGAAGAAAAGAACUAUGCACUGCCAUCACCAGCUGCUCCAGAAGGUGGAAGCCUGACUCCAGUGCGAGACAGUCCCUGCACACCAAAACUCCGUUCUGUCAGCUCUUAUGGGAAUAUAAGAGCGGUCACAACAGCAAGGAAUUUGAAUAAGUCUCUGCAGAAUCUCAGUUUGAAUGAAGAAUCUGGGAGCUCUGUUGCCUUUUCCCCUGGGAACUUGAGCACCAGCAGCAGUGCCAGUAGCACCUUGGGCAGCCCUGAGAACGAAGAGUAUAUCCUGUCUUUUGAGACCAUUGACAAGAUGAGAAGAGUCAGCUCCUACUCUUCACUGAAUUCACUGAUAGGAGUUUCUUUCAACAGUGUUUACACACAGAUUUGGAGAGUCCUCUUACACUUGGCUGCUGACCCAUACCCAGAUGUUUCAGACUUGGCUAUGAAAGUGCUCAACAGCAUUGCUUACAAGGCGACGGUAAAUGCCCGCCCCCAGCGCAUCCUUGACACUUCUUCUCUCACACAGUCUGCCCCAGCCAGUCCUACCAACAAGGGCAUGCACAUACACCAAGUGGGAGGAUCUCCACCAACCACCAGCACCAGUAGCUCCAGCUUGACCAAUGAUGUGACAAAGCAGCCGGUCAACCGGGACAUGUCAUCUGUAAGACCUGCAAAUGUGGGCAACAUGGGGGUGCAAUACACUCCACACUCCCACCAGUUUCCUAGGACAAGGAAAAUGUUUGACAAGGGCCCAGAUCAGACAGCCGAUGAUGCCGAUGAUACUGUGGGGCAUAAAAACUUCAUGUCAGCAACAAUGCAGACGGGGUUUUGCGACUGGAGUGCCAAGUAUUUUGCUCAACCGGUGAUGAAGAUUCCAGAAGAACAUGAUUUGGAGAGCCAGGUCCGCAAAGAAAGGGAGUGGCGGUUUCUGCGCAAUGCCAGAGUCCGAAAGCAAGCACAGAAAAUCAUCCAAAAAGGUAUUUCACGACUAGAUGAUCAAAUCUUCCUGAACAGGAACCCUGGCAUGCCGUCAGUGGUCAAGUUUCACCCAUUCACCCCAUGUAUAGCGGUGGCUGACAAGGACAGCAUCUGUUUUUGGGAUUGGGAAAAGGGAGAAAAGCUGGACUAUUUUCACAAUGGGAACCCACGCUACACAAGGAUCACUGCCAUGGAAUAUCUGAAUGGACAAGACUGUUCUUUGCUCCUGACUGCUACAGAUGAUGGUGCUAUAAGGGUGUGGAAAAACUUUGCUGACCUGGAGAAGAAUCCAGAGAUGGUAACGGCCUGGCAGGGCUUGUCAGACAUGCUGCCAACGACACGCGGAGCAGGGAUGGUGGUGGACUGGGAACAAGAAACUGGCCUUCUCAUGACUUCUGGAGAUGUACGAAUUAUAAGAAUCUGGGAUACAGACCGAGAAAUGAAAGUUCAGGAUAUUCCCACAGGGGCUGACAGCUGUGUCACCAGCCUGUCCUGUGACUCGCAUCGUUCACUCAUUGUAGCGGGGCUUGGUGAUGGUUCUGUUCGUGUUUAUGACCGGCGGAUGGCUCUGAGUGAAUGCCGAGUGAUGACCUAUCGAGAGCACACAGCCUGGGUGGUGAAAGCGUAUUUGCAGAAACAUCCUGAAGGCAACAUCAUGAGUGUCAGUGUUAAUGGAGAUGUCCGUUUCUUUGACCCAAGGAUGCCAGAAUCAGUGAAGGUCCUGCAGAUAGUAAAAGGACUGACAGCUCUGGACAUCCACCCACAAGCCAACCUGUUUGCGUGUGGCUCUAUGAAUCAAUUCACUGCAAUCUACAAUGGGAAUGGUGAGCUGAUCAACAAUAUCAAGUACUACGACGGAUUCAUGGGCCAGCGAGUGGGUGCCAUCAGCUGCCUAGCCUUCCAUCCACACUGGCCUCACCUGGCAGUUGGAAGCAAUGACUACUACAUCUCUGUGUACUCGGUGGAGAAGCGAAUCAGAUAACAGUUUGUGUGGCUGCUCUGUCAAGAGCAGGACAUCUUCUGGCAGGUGGGACCGUGUCUCACUCGUGGUGUACAUAGUGAAACUAUCGACUUGAAUGUUUAGUGUUGGCUGCUGCUGCUGCUGUGCAACCCCCCCGUAACUUGAACACUUUUUCCCUCCUGAUUUAGCUACUGAUGAUUUUGAGUCAGAGGGGAGGGGAGAGAAGCAGCCUCUUGCUUUUCUUCCGAGCCAGAACCUUCAGGAGCAGCAGAAAAUGAGUAUUUAUAUUCUCACCGGGUUUCACCACCACUGCCCAUGACUGCUUCUCUGGUUGCUUGGCAUUAUGGCUCCUACAAACUAAGAGGAUGAUUCCUUCCUAGAACAGGGGUGGGUUUUCCUUUGAAUCAGGAAUUAAUUCAGGACUCACCUAGUGUUCUACAUACUCUACCUAGAACGUCUGUGGCUGCUACCUAUUUUGUGCCAAGUGCUGGCCCUGGCAGUCGCAUGCUAGCAGGCUGCCGGUCUUGGAUAGUUCUGUGUGUAUCUUACUACUCUAUAAGCCACCGGCCACCUUCUUUUGCAUUUACUGUUCCACUGGUAAAAGACGAAAGGAAAGCCCUAAGGAAGAAAGAGUCUCUCGGUGCUGCUGAAAAUACUACAGAGUUGGCUGCCACUACGGAAGGGAAAGCAGGAAACUUGCCCCCACUUCCUGGGUGUCUGUUGGGGAAAUCGGAGUGACACAUUUGAGAAGCUGUGUCAGUACAUGUGACAGGACAGGAGACCUUCCCCUCUGAUGUCCAUUCAAUCUAUAAGUUGCUCCAGCCAUCCUCUAAUUCCUUUUGCUCACAGCAGAACCCCAUAAGCACAAGAAAUGGCCUGCUACCUCCUCAUAGAGAGCAAGGAGUUCACUUAUCAUUGUACCACUGCCUUAAAUCCUACCCCCCCUCCUGUUCUCCUUUUGCAAGAAGUGCUAUUAUUCAGCUUGGUAAUGGAUGCAGAUAUUGCAGCACACAUACAGAACAGGCUUGUGCAGAGGGUCCCUCCUCCCAUUCACCCCCCCCCAACUUCAGGCACUUGCCCCCUAGGCUGAACACAGGGGAAGCUAUAUGUAUACCUGGCACCCUGUGAUUGCAUGCAUGGUGUGCUGCCUGCGAGAGAACUACUGAUGUUCCUGCUCUCUAGAGAAUGCUGGUUCCAUCUCACAUGCCACCCAUCUCCCAUACAAUAAAGACUUCGGUCUCUUCAGUGUCCAGGGGAGGAGAAUCCCAAUUAAAUGGCUGCCUGAGUAGGGACACAAAGACAAGAAAGCCCCUUUGCAUUAUGUUGUGCCAGCAUUGUGCAGCUAUUGGCAUUGGCUCCAAAAUCAGUUGUCCACAAAGCUGUGGAGAGGCAUGGAAUUCUGUCGUCUUGCCACUAAUUUUGUCGCUUGUGAUAGCAUUAAGAAUAGAGAUAGCAUCCAAUUCAUCUUGAAUUGUGGAUGUCAGCUUUUCCUUGCUUGCAAAAUCCAUCUCCUGGCUCUCGCUAUGAAGCCUGCUAUAUGUUUUUUUUUUCUUCUCCCCCCGCCCCCUUCUAGGCUGAGAGCCACCAUGUAAGAUACUAGGCAGAGGCCAAGGGAGGAUUGCUCAUAUAGGUAGAAACCUAUACUGAAAGCUGCCAAAAUUAAGUGAUGGGAAUAAACCCAAGAGGUGACUUGACACAUUAGUUUGCUGAUCCCCAGUGUCAGUUGUGCUGAGAUGCCACAGCCUUGGCCCCAUUGCCGUGCCUGUCCCUCUGUAAGUGGCAAUGAACUCAGGGAAGGGCAGAUAGUUGAUGGAUUUUGCUAACAAGCAUCAAGCCAGAGUCUAAAAUCCAUGUAUAACUGACUUAACCUAAGCAAUUAAAAGCAAAUGAGAAUAUGAUGAUGACGAUUAUUUUUUGUAAUGUAUAUCCUAUAUAUUUUGUUUCAAGAGCAAGAUCCCUUGUGCUUCCCCACCCCCCUCAGUUUGCACAGCCAGGACUAUGGUUGUGGUGGUCUUUUUCUGUUUUAAUCUGUCAGCUUCCAUCCAAAUUUGGGAGGGGGGGAGCUGUGUUUUUUCACAGGUCUGAUGUGGAGAUCCAAUCAUGAAGUUUAACCAAGGCUCCAGAAAGUAAUCUACCUAUAUGGUUCACCUUAUCUCUUUAUUUAUUUUCCAAAAGCAAAAUUUAAAAGAAAAAAAAGUAUAUAUACAUUUAAUAAUAAACCACCACAAGAUUGUACUGUGAGAGUAAAACAAUUAAUGAAAUAAAUGGUUAAUAAAAUGUAAAUGCCGUAA
Molecule: messenger RNA, 7104 nt
Organism: Lacerta agilis (Sand lizard)
Lineage: Eukaryota; Metazoa; Chordata; Lepidosauria; Squamata; Lacertidae
Gene: RPTOR
Product: regulatory associated protein of MTOR complex 1
Biological process (GO): cellular response to amino acid stimulus; positive regulation of cell growth; positive regulation of protein serine/threonine kinase activity
Cellular component (GO): TORC1 complex; cytoplasm
Molecular function (GO): protein binding; protein-macromolecule adaptor activity
Source: RefSeq, a predicted model, not a curated record